AUAGAAACUGCUCGGUUCAACAUGGAAACACAAUAAGAAUUGCAGAUUAUAAAAAAAGAAUUCGAUAUACUGGUCCCGGUUUUGUUCGUUUAUACUGUAAGACCUACACUUAUUUUGUUACCAAGUAAUUUCGGCACAUUUCUAUUUAAUAUUACAAGUAUGGCAACACGAAAAGCAAGCCAUCAAAAUGUACCAACUUUUCUGGGUGGUUACGAAGCAAUACGUGAAUCUCCCAGAUGGACUCUGAUUUUACGGAUUACUCCGACUACUCCUGAACGCAGGGUUGCCUCGCACGGCAGCCAUGGCAACAUAUGGCAGCAGACGGCAGUCUGCGUGAGACAUGAGAAAAGUUAUUCUUAUAACUUUCUCAGCAACUUUCAGGUGUUUGUUUGAGAUAUAAGGUAGGUUAAACAUAAAGACAGGCACGAUUUUAUAAUUGCGCUGAGGUGUCAAGUUUGAAAGAUAACGUAAUUUGCAGUGUAAACACUCGGGGGAUAUGGAGAGAACGUCAACAUUAAUUAGCUAAGUUGACGUUUUAGCUAACCGGCUAACUAAGCUGCUAGUUUGGUGUUUAAAAGUAGGCUAAGAACGCUGUUUUCACAUUAUGUGAAUAAUAGGUAACUCGUUAUUGUAGUUUAACCAGUUGCUCGGGUACAAACUGAACUGCAGUGACGUGGUUUACGGCAAUGUCCGGGGAGAAAGCUCCUUUACCAGCCGGGGGGAACGGCCUCCUCCUCCGUGGGAGCAGAACCAGAUCAUACGGCAGUCUGGUCCGAUCUCCGCUGUCUCCUGUCCGACAGAGACGGAUUGAACACAAAAUUCAGCCGGGGGAAACUCUGCAAGGCUUGGCCCUGAAAUAUGGCGUGUCUAUGGAGCAAAUCAAAAGAGCCAACAGACUGUAUACCAACGACUCUAUCUUUCUGAAGAAGUCCUUGUCGAUCCCUGUGAUGUCAGACUUGGACCACUGUAACAACGGGGUGGAUUUGGAUGUAGAGGACAGUGAAGAAGAGCGCACUGACUGUGCUUCUGCUCACAUUGGACACACAGGGGGCUCUUCUGAGGAAAAGCGAGAUGCUGGAAAACAAACAGAGCCAGAUCUUACUCCUGUGGAGUUUUUGAAAAGGUUGGACAGCUUGAUAAAUCAGUCAAAGGAGGCUGCUGUAAAAGGAUGCCAAGACGCAGAGAAAAGGGUUUCCGCCUUAGAAGCAGCUUGCAACAGCAGGACAUCAGACAGGCGGCAGUUUCCAAGAUCGCAGAGUGUCUCUUCGUCUCUCACAACACAGCAGCAGCAGGCAGCACACGGGUCGCUACCAGUAACCAUCACCAAACUCACCAAGAAACUGAGAGACAGAGAAGACGAGAUCUUCCAGCUGUGAUGCUUUGUUCCUGCUGUCUGGCUCUGAUUAUUAAAGAAACUUUUGCAGAAAACCACUCUGCAAGAUUAGACAUGAGUAAUAGAGAGUUAUGAAUGGAGACAGAGCUCUGGAGUUUCUCCUGCUGCUGUAUGGAGUCUUUUCACACUGCCUUUAGACCCUUAAAAUGGAGCAUUGCACUUUUAGAUGGUUUUUAUGAUGAAUGAUGCACUUGUAUAUCCUGCUUAUUUAUUUUUUCUUGAGAAACACUCGAUGAUGAAACAUAGUUGUGUUUGUCCUCUUUUAACAUCCAGGGAAUUAGAGUGAAAUGUUAGAAAUGUGCCAUCACAUGUUGGUUUGGUCAUAUGACUUAUUAUACGGUCAGCUUAACAACUGGUUGUGUGUAUGGCUACCUCACAGCCUCAUGCAAAGUUGGCUGACCUUUAGCUGUGAAAUGACAAAGUAGAUAAACCCUAUUCAUUGUUAUUUAAGAGCUAAACUGCUCACAAGUUAAUGUCUGUUUGUUACAGAUAAUAAGUUAUAACUAAUAUGUAGCCAAAGAUUACAGAGAAAACUUUUUGUGCAUAGAUGUAGGUAUAUUUUAAUAUUAUAUCCCAUUUUUACAAAGUGUAUUUUAGAAUAAAAAUCAGGUUUUGGUGGCGUGUCAGGCUGUAGGAUUUCAGGUCUAUCAAAUCCCUUGUACGGGGAACUCAAGAAAAUGUUGACUCUCAUUUUCCCAAUAUUUUUAGAACUGCCUCUAACAGUAUGAUACCACUGAAGGCAUCCAAGUCCUAUGGGGAUGGACCGCUCAGCUCCAGCUUAAGAAGCUUACGUGCUUUUUUAGAUUGAGGAGCCCUAUGAAUGAAAACCAAACUCAGUAAGGUAUAUUUACACCAAAAAAAAAAUCACUGUUUUUGUUUCAUGGAUGAAUUUUUCAUUUUAUGGGAGAAAAGAUGUCUAAAGGGGCACCAUCUUCUAGUCUUGCACUGCUACAUGCUCUCAAAAUGCUUUGCAUAUAGCUUGCGUAUCCCUGUGUAUCAGUGUUGGUAGGUGUCACUGCUUUCAUUUGAGCUUCUCUCUCUCAAUGUGUAAAAUUUAUUAAAAGAUAUUGCAGUAUUUUCAAAGCUGAGUUGAUGAGUAGUAGUGGCAUUAGCCUCCAGUGAUUUCAGGGAGCAUUGCUCCUUUAAGAAGGACUCGCUGGUUGUAGUGGCUAUACAGCGUUUCAGAUGGGUACAGUUUCUUUGUGGGAUUUAGCACAUUUUUGGAAGAAUGGGCCACAAAACAAUGAUAGCACUAUCACAUUUUUAAAAUGUUUUAUUUUAUACCCUGAAAGCUUCUGUGUUUUUGUCACUGUUAUGCAAUCCAAAAGAAUAUAACUGGUAGCAAAAUCCUGCAUUGUAAUUAACAUGGAGGCUUUAGAGUUAAAAAAAAAUGCUUAAAAACAUCUGGAUUUUUGUGUAUGUUUGAGCCAACAUUG
This is a messenger RNA of Cheilinus undulatus (humphead wrasse), 2829 nucleotides long. RefSeq names its product LysM, putative peptidoglycan-binding, domain containing 1 (gene lysmd1). The coding region runs from base 687 to 1376 and encodes 229 amino acids. The transcript is spliced from 3 exons. NCBI's taxonomy places the organism in Eukaryota, Metazoa, Chordata, Actinopteri, Labriformes, Labridae. The record is from RefSeq and is a predicted model, not a curated record.